CCUCGUUUUGGCCCAAAGCUCAAACGGUGGCGACUCGCGCGCGCUUGGUGGACACGCGCUGCCCGCUACACCGCGCACCGGACUCACGCGCAGGCGGCGAGGAGUUUGCGUGCGCAGUUCUCUCUCUCUCUCUCUCUCUCUCUCUCUCUCUCUCUCUCGCACCGGGUUGUCAGUCCGCUUCCUUGCAGCGCUUUGUCGGUCGCUCGGUUGCUCCGUUGGUCGCGCGCACCAGCGUCUCGCGGCAGGAAUUUUGGGGGAGUGGAAAAAAUUAUUCCGCGCUGUUGUACUUUGUGCGGCUCGACUCGUAUUCCUGACAGACAGAGAGAGAGAGAGAGAGAGAGAGAGCGAGAGAGAGAGAGAGAGAGAGAGAGAUAAGGAGCGGAGCUCUCGGAGAGCAGCAGCUCAGAUGUUCCUCGCGCUCGGUUCUCACUGAAUUCCGCGUAACGGCUGACUUCUCCUCUCUCUCUUUUUUCCGGGGUGGAGGAAGAGAGUAACCGCUCCUCUCGGAACUCCGACCAUCAGCCCCGCUGCUCGAAUCCAGAGCUUCUUCUUCUUCUUCUUCUUCUUCUUCUUCUUCUUCUUCUUCUUCUUCUUCACACUUCUGGCGAACGGAUUUUUUUUCUCUUCAUUCUUGUUUGUCUGCUUUUGGAUUAUUAUCUUUUUCUUCUCUUGUGUUUUUGUUUUUUUGUGUUUUUGGGGAUUCCCAGAGAUGGCGAGUUGUCCCCUGGCCGUCGCGGGCAUCUGGUGCUGAAGGCUCGCGGGAUGCUGAGGACCCGACGCCGCGCGUGAUCUCUUACACUUUGAGACUUACACCCCGCCGGACGCGCCCGCGUCUAUUUUGCCUUUUCUAAAUUUUUUAUUUAAAUUAUUUUUUGUGUGCAGAAUGUUGCGCAAUCUAAGGAUGCCAAGUGGAUUGCUAUUGUUCCUUUUCAUCCACGUCCUCCCGGUGGCUCCGCUGGCUCAGACCGAUAAAUGCGGCGGGGACAUCGAGAUACACGCCGCGGACUAUCUGACCUCCCCGGGCUACCCGGGCGCGUACCCGCCCUCACAGCAGUGCGCGUGGGUGAUAACGGCCCCGGAGCCCGGGCAGAAGAUCCUCAUCAACUUCAACCCGCAUUUUGACCUGGAGGACCGGGACUGCAAGUACGACUUCGUGGAGGUGUACAACGGCGGCCACGAGCUGUCGCCCAUGCUGGGGAAGUUCUGCGGGAAGAUCGCCCCGUCUCCGAUCAUCUCCAGCGGCAGCCAGCUGCUCAUCAAGUUCGUCUCGGACUACGAGACGCACGGGGCGGGCUUCUCCGUCCGCUACGAGGUCUUCAAGACAGGUCCCGAGUGUUCCCGUAACUUCACGGCCCCCCGCGGCGUGGUGAGGACGCCGGGCUUCCCCGACAAAUACCCCAACAACCUGGACUGCAUCUUCAUGAUCUUCGCCCCCAAGAUGUCCGAGAUCGUGGUCGAGUUCGACAGCUUCGACAUGGAGCCCGACACCACGCCGCCACCGGGGGCGCUCUGCCGCUACGACUGGCUGGAGGUCUGGGACGGCUUCCCCGCAGUGGGCCCCCACAUUGGCCGGUACUGUGGCCAGACGUCCCCGGGCCGCGUGGUCUCCUACACCGGCAUCCUGUCCAUGAUCAUCACCACGGACAACGCCAUCGCCCGGGAGGGGUUCUCCGCCAACUACACCAUCCGGGAGAGGAGCCUCCCCCCGGGGCGCGAAGACGAGGCCUUCGCCUGCAUGGAGCCUCUGGGCAUGGAGUCGGGGGAGAUCUCCUCGGACCAGAUCAGCGCCUCGUCCCAGUACAACUCCAACUGGUCCCCGGAGCGCUCGCGGCUCAACUACCAGGAGAACGGCUGGACGCCCUCGGACGACACCGUGCGGGAGUGGAUACAGGUGGACUUGGGGUUUCUCCGAUUCGUCACCGCCAUCGGGACGCAGGGGGCGAUCUCAAAGGAGACCAAGAAGCACUACUACGUUGGCUCCUACAAAGUGGACCUGAGCUCCAACGGAGAGGACUGGGUCACCGUGAAGGAGGGCUCCAAGCAGAAGAUCUUUCAGGGGAACCACGACUCGACCGGCGAGGCUCGCUCCGGCCUCCCCAAACCGACUCUGGCUCGCUACGUGCGAGUGCGCCCCAUGACCUGGGAGCAAGGCAUCUGCAUGCGCUUUGAGGUCUACGGCUGCCGGAUGUCAGACUACCCGUGCUCCGGGAUGCUGGGCAUGGUGUCCGGUCAGAUCUCAGACGCUCAGAUCGGCGCUUCGUCGUACGCCGACCGCGGCUGGGUGGCGGAGAACGCCCGCUUGCUAACGGGCAGAUCGGGCUGGACCGGCCAGCAGACCAAGCAGCCCUUCAAGAACGAGUGGCUGCAGGUGGAUCUGGGCCAGGACAAGAUGGUGAGCGGCGUGGUGAUCCAGGGCGGGAAGCACCGCGACAGGAACGUCUUCAUGAAGAGGUUCAAGGUGGGCCACAGCCUGGACGGAGACGAGUGGACCGUCGUCAAGGAGGACAACACCACCAAGCCCAAGACCUUCCUCGGGAAUCAGAACCACGACACCCCGGAGCUGAGGUCCAUGGGCCCCCUGCUGACCCGCUACGUCAGGAUCUACCCGGAGAGGGCCACCAUCGAGGGCCUGGGCCUCCGCCUGGAGCUGCUGGGCUGCGAACUGGACGACAUCACCACCAUGGCUCCUCCCACCACCGCCCUCGCCGCCACGCUUCCCAUGACCACGUUCGGGGCGACCACCACGGCGCCGAUCACCGUCCCGGGGUCGGAGAGCACGCCGCCGGACGACGGCGGCGACACCGAGACCGCCGAGGACUACGACCCAGUGACGGCAGGAGGAACCGCCGCCGCCAUGGACUUCAUACCAGCCUACGUUUGGUUCGCCUGCAACUUUGACUUCUCGUCGUUCUGCGGUUGGACCUGGGAGACCGGGACCGGGGCCCGGUGGCACAUCCAGACCGACCGGGGGCCGGACCUCGACCACGCAGGCGGACGAGGGAACUUCAUCUACAUGCAGCUUGGGGACACGGAGGAGCCGAGGAAGGAGAAGGAGGAGGAGGAGGAGGAGGAGAAGAUGGCGAGCUUGGCCAGCCUGCCCAUCACGGCGCCGGACGCCGACCUCUGCAUGUCCUUCUGGUACCGCAUGGUCGGCGAGCGCGCCGGGUCGCUGCACAUCAGGCAGAGGAAGGAGGCGGAGGCGGCGGGUCAGAUCCUGUGGAUGGUCAACGGCCACGAGGGCCGGCGGUGGCGGGAGGGCCGCGUCCGCCUGCCGCACGCCGGCGUCCCGUAUCAGGUGGUCGUGGAAGGCGUGGCGGACCGACGCAGCGCGGGUCACAUCGCCGUGGACAACAUCCAGAUCAUCGACGGCCUGGACGCCGAGUACUGCAAGGAUCCAGAAGCGCCCACGUCUCCGCCCACUGAGAUCUUCAUCCUCCCGAUAGAUUCUCACUCUGAUGAGACGAGCGAGCUCGGCGGCCCGGGCAACAUGCUGAAGACCCUGGACCCCAUCCUCAUCACCAUCAUCGCCAUGUCCGCGCUGGGCGUCUUCCUGGGCGCCAUCUGCGGCGUGGUGCUGUACUGCGCCUGCUCGCAGGGCAGCAUGACGGACAGGAACUUAUCCGCCCUGGAGAACUAUAACUUUGAGCUGGUGGACGGCGUGAAGCUAAAGAAGGACAAGAUGAACGGACAGACAAACUAUUCAGAGGCGUGAGGAGGAAGAGGAGGAGGAGAAGGAGGGGGAGGGGUAAAAGGGGGAGGGGGAUGUGAGCCAAUCAGGCGGGAUGAACCACCGAUGGGACGGCAGGGUGGACUGACAGUGAGCCAAUGUCAUUUUAUUUCUUCUUCUUCUCAGGAGCGGCAAUGGAAGGGACUGACCAGCAGGGGGCACUGUGUGUAAAGCAUCUACAGAGAGAGAGAGAGAGAGAGAGAGACGCUGAGGAUUGUAUUUGUUUUUUUCCAGUGUGCUUUUUGUCCAGUUCCUGUAUGAUGACAAGUGUGUGUGUGUGUGUGUGUUUGUGUGUGUGUGUGUGUGUGUGUGUGUGUGUGUGUGUGUGUGUGUGUGUGUGUGUGUGUUUGUGUGUGUGUGUGUGUGUGUGUGUGUCAUUUUAAUGGAAAGAUUAUCUUAAAUUUUUUUUUUUUCAUGAUUUUUAUUUUUCUAUUUUUCCAAAAUGGAUUUCUGUGUGAGUGUAUGUGUGAAAGUGUGUACAUGUGUCAGUUUCAUAUACAUCUGCAUUUAAAGUGUGUGUGUGUGUCUGUGUGUGUAGUUCCAACAGUGCCUUUUUCUUUUCUUUUUUCUUUUCCUGUUGCCUUGUUUCUUUGUUUCUUCUGCUGCUUGUUGUUGUUGUUGUUGUUGUUGUCUCCCCGUCCGUCCGUCCGGUGGUCCUCGUCCUUUUACCAGCUCGCGAUGACACGGCGACACAUUUCGGUGUCACAGUAGCAGCGGUGCUGUCAAGUGUCGCCUGUCAGAGUGGGGAGAAAGAAGAAGAAGAAGCCGUGUUGCCGGAGCCCUGAACGCCUCACGGCACAUGACACAUCAUGACAUAUUGUACAUAGUGUUUUAAUAUAUUUGAGCGCCCUUUUUUCUAUAUAUAGAGAAGAAGAAAAAGACACCGGUGACGCCGUGGUGUCCUUUGUGUUCUAUGUGGGAGUCAAAGUCGCCCUGAACUCUAAAAUGUACAGAAAGAAUUAGUUUGUUUUUUCACGGGACGCAAACACACACAAAAAACCUCUUGGCUUUCCUUUUUUUGUUUUGGUUUGUUUGUUUGUUUGUGUCGUCGUUGAGCACCUGCGUGUGCUCUGGGAACGAUGGAAAACGGCUUUUUGAGAUUAAGGAGAGAGAGAGAGAGAAAGAGAGAGACGCAAUGCCUCAUGGGAAGUGCUGUUUUUUGUACAGGGUAGAAAAAAUGGACGACCUCGGACGACCUCUGAGGACGGAGAGGCCGAACGGGACGGCGAGGAUGGAAUCGACGUCUGGAGACGGCUCGCUGCGGGACUGUUUGGACUUUUUAAACUAAAGCGUGUCCGGCCUCCAGAGAGAGAGAGAGAGAGAGACAUCUAUCAGCAUCUUUCACUGGCUGGACUCUAUUUGUCAGGGUUUGUGUGUUUGUUGUUUUUCCCAGUGUCGACUAUCAGAGGAGGAAUCUUUGAAGGAUCCAAAUGAUGUUUAAAAAAAAAAACGACGAUCACCCCGUCCAUAUUUCCCGAUUUCUAUCCUCACACAUCCAAUUCGGCCUGAAUUGAAGCCUAAAAAUGCACAAAACUGCCCCGUGGAUGACGGUGAGGGCGUGUGGUGUGGAGACGGCUGAUUGUGUACUUUUGGUUUAUUUUUUUUAUUUUUUUACUAAACCUCAGUUUUGUUGCCUAAAAUGUAUCAAAGUACACUGUCGCGUAUUUAGUUUUGUUUAAAACUCUGACGCUUUACUGCUUAACGCCAUCAUGUUGUGUAGGGGACAGGGUUGAAGUCACGCAGAUAACAAUGACAAUAAUGUUCAUCACUAAGAUGAGGUCACUAUAAUCAGACCCAACAGAAAUGCCUCUUAAAUCAAUCAUUAUAUUAAUUUUUUAAUUUUUAAUUUAAGAUAAAAACAAAAGAUCUGAUUAAGAAAGAAAGAAAUGGCAUUCUGAUGAAGCUCAUUUUAGCAUUUUUAUCCCCAAUUUUACAUUUCUUAGUCCACAUUGCCAAAGGGCCUCAUUUAACUGCAAUGUGCAGCGAUCAGCGGGGAUUUAAAUACAAUUAUCUUGUUUUUUUAAAUCUGAAAAUGAUGAGCCUUCGCAAUUAUUGUACGAAUAGAACUUGUUGUGUUUAUACAUAUAAAGCUUUUGAGCUUUUCCUGCAGCUGAAUGUGUUGUGAUGCUCGUCGCUGUGCAGCCGGUGUGGGGCCGAUGACCUCGUCGACAAUAAACACGCUCACAGAUUUAAGAAGCCAUUACGCAUGCAUGAUAGUCUGGUAGUUUAGUCUUAAAUUCAAUCUGCUCAUAUUUAAUUUAAUUUUUUUAACGUAUAUUACAUUAUUUGGCAUGUGAAGAACACGCCCAUCGAUUCUCCUCCAGAGACACUUUGAGAUGUUCAUCAUCAUUAUUAUUAUCAAUAAACUCUGCAGAGCCGCACCGGUUCAGAUACAUGGACAUGUUUACAGUGAAAGAGGCCAGAUUAUGGGUAUCAUGUUGUCAUUUCAGUCCAAUCAUGCCCCCCCCCCCCCUUUUUUUUUAAACAAGGAACAGGAUGCUGCGGCGUCCGGAUGUGAAAAAGCAAAAUGUUGCACUGAUAUAUUUAAAAAGAAGAAGAAAAAAAAAGAAUCUGUGUUUAUGAUGUUGAUUUCUGAGAAGAGAGAGAGAGAGAUGGAGAGAGGACAGCGUUAAUUAAAAACACCGUUUCGGGGUGACGACGUCAUAACUCGGGAAAAAAAAGUACAAUUUACGGAGAUGUUUUUUUUUCAUCUCGAAGAAUUAUUAUAUAAAUGCGUCUCUCUUUUGAAACGACUUUUAUUUACUUGGUAUGAUAUCACCUUGUUUCUGUACCGUCACUGAUUGUACGUGUUAUUUGUUUUUCAGCAUUUGUUUUUCUUUGUAUGACAAGAAGAAAUGUUUUUUUCUUUCUAGAACUGCUUCUGUACAUUUUUUAUAAUUUUGUUUUGCCGUCUCAGAUCCAGAAAAAAUAAAUAAUAAAUAAAUGUAAAAAAUAAUAAGAAAGUUUAAAAAAAGAAAAAAAAGGAAAGCAGUGAGGCCUUAAGUGACUAAAAGUAUUGUUUGUACUUUAAUUUCUGGUCAGCACCAGACUCAUCCGUCUCGUUGUCUCGGACUCUGAUCGUUGACUAUUACAUUCCAAAGAAUUGGAUCAAAUAAAUGUUUUAAGUAAAAGUC
Molecule: messenger RNA, 6861 nt
Organism: Pseudoliparis swirei
Lineage: Eukaryota; Metazoa; Chordata; Actinopteri; Perciformes; Liparidae
Product: neuropilin-1a-like
Exons: 18
Coding region: 884-3712 (942 amino acids)
Biological process (GO): angiogenesis; axon guidance; vascular endothelial growth factor signaling pathway
Cellular component (GO): membrane
Molecular function (GO): semaphorin receptor activity; vascular endothelial growth factor receptor activity
Source: RefSeq, a predicted model, not a curated record